AUGAAAAUAGGACUACUUUUUCUAUGCUUGUACUUAGGAAAGCCUGCUGUAGUAGAGUCAUAUUUCCAAUAUACUGAUGUUAUGGAUGAAAUUGAAGAGUUCAAACGCCUUACGCCCUUUAUGGAAAUUGAAUAUUCGAAAAUGAACAAAGAGACUAAUAUAAUAGAAACUAAAAGAAUAAAAAUUGAGUUUGAAUUAUUCUUUGAUGUAACUCCGAAAACAUGUCUCAACUUUGCAAAAAUCCUUAAGGGCUGUGAAAAGAAAGAUACAGUCUGGAGAUAUAAAGGAUCGUUUUUUCAUAGAAUAAUUAAAGGUUUUGUGAUGCAAGGUGGGGAUUUUACUAAUGGCAACGGCACAGGUGGGAGAUCAAUUUAUGGAAGAAUCUUUGAUGAUGAAAAUUUUUCUAAAAAACAUGUAUUUGGUGUUUUAAGUAUGGCUAACAGUGGUGUAAAUACGAAUGGUAGUCAAUUUUUUAUUACAUUUAACAAAUUUCAGCAUCUUGAUGGGAAACAUGUUGUUUUUGGCAAAGUUAAAAAAAGAGAUUUAAAAAAAUUAAAGGCAAUUGAAGAACUACCGACAAAUGAGCAAAAUGGAAUGCCUAUUUGGCCCGUAAGGAUUAUCGACUGUGGAUUUGAAGAACUAGAAAAAUUCAAUCUUUAA
Molecule: messenger RNA, 660 nt
Organism: Vittaforma corneae ATCC 50505
Lineage: Eukaryota; Fungi; Microsporidia; Nosematidae
Exons: 1
Coding region: 1-660 (219 amino acids)
Biological process (GO): protein folding; protein peptidyl-prolyl isomerization
Molecular function (GO): peptidyl-prolyl cis-trans isomerase activity
Source: RefSeq, a predicted model, not a curated record